Molecule: messenger RNA, 1588 nt
Organism: Poecilia latipinna (sailfin molly)
Lineage: Eukaryota; Metazoa; Chordata; Actinopteri; Cyprinodontiformes; Poeciliidae
Gene: cfap99
Product: cilia and flagella associated protein 99
Exons: 11
Coding region: 54-1460 (468 amino acids)
Source: RefSeq, a predicted model, not a curated record
CAAAGCAACGUGUCUGUGUGUCCUGCAGGUGGCGCCCUGAGAUCAAUCAUCUCAUGGAUCAGCUUUCAAAAAAAGAAAGGAGAGCUUCAGCUAAACCCACCCACUGUCAGGAUUUCAUCCUCUCCAAAAAUAAACUGCCAACCACACCCAAAAGGGAGCCGAGUCCUCCGCCAGACAAGUUCACACCAGUACCAAGAAGUACUUACACGUCUCCAAGAGAACUGCAGAAAAUACAGGAGUGUAAAGAGAAGAACAAAGAAAAGGCUGAGAAACUUCUGCAUGCGGUCCACUUCAGAUGUUGGGAUCUGGAGAAAUCUGAACAAACGGAGAGUGUGAUUUCCCAGAAUAAGGCAAAAGGCGACGCCAAAAUGAAGUCUGAGUCUUUUCAUCCAAAAGAAAUUCCUCACACUAAUAUGGUGGAGAGCCACUCAGUCAGGCUUAAUAAUGCAGCUAUUUGGAGAAGAGAGGCUUUGCAUGACCGUAUGGUGAAGGAGGAGCUACACAGAAUAGAUAAACUGGUGCAGGGAGCGAUAGACCCGUCGCCUUUCCUGCAGCGGCAAAAGGAGCUGGAGGAGCGGGAGCGCCAGGAGAAGCGGCAGGCAGAAGAACGGACCCGUCUGGAGACUCAGAUCAUUGAAAAGGAGAUAACUCUGAUUCGCAAACGGAUUGCUGAGCAAAAACAUGAAGCUGCUCUGCGCAAGAAAGAAGAGACUGCUCGCCUCAUGCAAAGAUAUGCAGAAAAACGGGUGAAGGAAGAAAAGGAAGUAAGAGACUUGGUGCAACAAGUGAUGGAGCACAGGAUUAACUUAAAAGUAGCUCAAGAAAGGAGCAAGAAAAUAAAGCAGAAAAUCGUGAAAGAAGUAUCAGAGGAAAACCAGGAGCUGCUUCGCCAAGCCCUCGAGGAAAAAGAGGAGGAGCUCAGAAAAAGGUUUCAAAUCAUCCACGAAAUUCACGUCAUUGAGUCGCUGCCUAUCGUCAAAUCAAACAAGUUCGACGAGACGGAGACCGCAGGCCAUGAGCUGCUGGGUGAGAUGUCACUGGCCGAGCUGAAGGAGAGGCUGGCGCUGCUGAGGCAGAACCAGCAGAAAGAGGAGGAGGAGCGACGCAGCAACAUCCUGGAGGAGAAGCAGAAGAAGAAGCAGCAGAUCCUGGAGACGCUGGACAACAUCAACCUCUACAGGAAGCUGCUGACGAAGGAAGCAGCCGACAGGAAAGAGGAACAGCGUUCCCAGCAGGAGCUCCUGAAGCAGGUGGUGAAUGAGGACGAGACCAUUGUGGCUCUGAAGAAGAAGCUGGAGGAUAAGAAACAGGCGUUCCACAAAAUGAAGGAAGCUGAGCGGAGCCAGGCCAAACCCGGCAAAAGGCUCGCCAGGAGAGCGUCUGGUCAGAAAGAGCUAAGGGAGACAACAUGGGAGGAACUGGAGCAGAGCUUAGCCCGCUUCGUGCAGAACACCAAGUGAUUCAACCUCUUCGGAGAAAAACAUGUAAAAACAUGUGAACGAUACUCCCUGAUAUGAUUCAUGUUUCAUCUUAUUAUUUUAAACCAUUCUGACUCAUUUUCAAUCCAUUAAAUCUGAUUAAAAACGUC